This is a messenger RNA of Diatraea saccharalis (sugarcane borer), 3710 nucleotides long. NCBI's taxonomy places the organism in Eukaryota, Metazoa, Arthropoda, Insecta, Lepidoptera, Crambidae. The record is from the annotation of a GenBank genome assembly.
GAGGACGUGAGAGCUGAGAGUUCGCUGUUGUUCGCCUUUAUUGUGGUUAUUAUUUAUUUGAACUGUUUUACAAGAAAGUAAUAAAUAAGAAACUGCAUAAUUUUAAAUAAUUCCGAAGUCAAGUUUUAAACCCUUUGUAUAUCAUAGUUAAUAUCUACGCCGGUCGGGUCAACCAGUCAUUUGAAAUCUAAUCGUAGUCAAUAAUCGUAAUAUUUUUUGUGGGUGUGUUGUGCAUGUAAAACUUAUGGCGUCAUUGUCAUUGCCUCGAGUUCUUCAACUCAAGAAGAACAGCCUCGACGCUGAACGUGAACAAUUUGAAAAGUUUCAGACACUUGCCAUCCAGAAGGCGAUCAACUCUGUAGAGACACCGGUGAAAGAAAAACAUGUCAGAAGCACAAUCAUCGGCACUUUUCAGGAGCAGAGCGCCAUCACAUACUGGAUGGUGGCGGUUCGCCUGCCGCUCCAAGACAACCGCAUUGUGGCUUGGAAGUUUUGUCACGUGACACACAAGUUGCUACGCGAGGGUCAUCCGGCUUGUUUGGACGACUCUCAGCGGCACAUCAACAUGAUCGAGAAUUUGGGCAAGCUUUGGGUGCACCUUCGCGAGGGUUAUGGUAAGCUGGUGCAUCUCUACUGUAACUUGUUGGUGUGCAAACUGAAGUUCCACGCGCGCAAUCCUCGCUUCCCCGGCAAUAUGCAGCUGACCGCCGAUGAACUUGACGCCAUCGCCGAAAAUGACGUCAACAAUUAUUUUCAACUUUGUGUGGAGCUCUUCGACUAUAUGGACGAUAUUCUGAAUUUGCAAGCUGCAGUGUUCGACAGUUUGGGCAAUGCUCGGGCCAACUCGAUGACUGCAAGUGGUCAGUGCCGUUUGGCGGCGUUGAUACCUUGCGCCCAGGACUCUUCACAGAUAUAUGACUGCAACGUGCGACUGCUGUUCCGACUGCACGCAUCACUACCUCCAGACACGCUAACAGGACACAGGGAGAGGUUCCGACAACAGUUCAAAAAGUUGAGUUCCUUCUAUAAACACGCUAGCAGUUUACAGUAUUACAGAAAUCUUCUAACUUUGCCCGUGUUGCCAUCUAAUCCACCGAAUUUCCUGUUGCAGAGUGAUUUCGGAACUUACGUAACGCCUGUAGUUUCUAUACCAGAUCCUCAGCCAGACGAGGUAGACUCCGUUGGAGCUCUUAUCGAUACAUCGGACACUAUCAGUCAGGUGACUACUCCCGAUCAUUUGGAAGCGUUCGAGUCACGUGGUACUCCGUCGCCGCAGCCCGAUCCAGUAGUGGAACGUGACCGUCUCAUAGAUCAUCUACAGAACGAGUUGCGUAGGAUGAGGGCAGAAGUAACCACAAGGGUUGAAGAACGAAAUAACAUAAUGGGAGCAAUGAGGGAACUCUCUACUAGUUUAGAAUCACAGUUGCUUGCCGUCAAGACUGAACUACAACAGGAGAAGAAAAAGUGUGAAAUGUUGUCUGCGCAAACACCAGAGAUAAAACAGAAGUUGACUCAAACCGAAGAGAAAGCCAAAAUAACAGAUGAAAAGUUCCAGAAACUAAAAGGGGCGUAUACACAGUUAAGAGAAGAACACAUUAAUCUAAUAAGACAGAAAGCCGAGGUGGACAAAUUGACUGCUAAUUUGCGUGCUGCAGCAACUCAACAUGAAAGUGCAAAAUUGGCUCUGCAGCAAAUGCUGAAUGACAGGACGAAAGAUGUAGAAUUACUGCAACAGAGUGCAUCUUCUAGUGAAGAAGUAGAAGCAUAUAAAAACGAAAUAGCCAGCUUACGAGUAGAAUUAGAAAACUCUAGACAAAAAGAUACUGAAUUAGAAACUUUACGAGCAUCUUUGGAAGCUUUAGAAAUAGAACACAAAACAGCCAAUACUGAACAAGAAGAAAAAUUAAAUACAAUAGCAAGUGAAUUAAAAGAGACAAAAGAAAUAUUAGAGCAAAUUAAACAAGAAAAAUUAGAGAGAGAAACGGAAUUGAGUAAAGUGAAAGAAGAGUUGAUAGGUCUUCGAGAAAAGAGUGGAGAUGAGUAUAAUAAAGUAGUGGCAGAAAAAGAAUUAGCUUUGAAGCAGGUCGCAGAAUUAACACAACAGCAUCAACAAGAGAAAGAGGAGCAAAUGCUUUGCACUAACAAAUUACGGUCAGAAUUAGAAACAUUACAACGUAGGUUUAUCGACACAGAAACUGAUUUUUCCCACCGUUCUGACGUUAUAAGGGAAAAUAUGGCUUUGAAAAGUAAAGAACUUGAAAAUAUUAUAAAUGCAAAAGAUGUUCAAAUAGAAGAAACAUUAGGUAAACUGGCAGCUUUACAAACUGAAAUAGAAACAUCAAAAGCAGAUUACGAAGAGAAGCUACGUCAACAAGAUAGUGAAAUUAAAAAUCUGUGUGAAAAAAUUGAUGAACUAAAUCAAUGUAACCUAAAUAAUGAAAGUACGUCACAUAAACUGAUUAAAGAAAGAGACGAUAAACUAAGUGAGUUAAAAGACGCUUUAAAAAAAAUUGAAAUCCUUGAAGUUGAUUUAAGAGAAAAAAGUUAUGCUGCUGAUAAAUACGAAACUUUGCUUUCUGAAAGUCAGGUCUCUAAUAAGAAAUGUCUUGAAGAAUUAGAAACGAAAUUGAAUGAAGAAAUAUCGGAAUUAAAACAUAAAUUAGUUAUAGAAGAAGAAGAGAAAACAAUACUUAAAAAUAAUUUCAGUGAACAGAAUAAGAUAAUGCUAUAUCUGAACUGGAAAAUAAAAAAAUUGAAUAUGACGAAAAUGUUAAGGAAAAAAUUAUGGAAAUAACUAUUUUAAAUGAAAAGUUAAAAAAUGUAGUUGAAUGUAAAGAUGAAAUAAUAGAAAACUUAAAAAGCAUAGUAUCUGAAAAAGAUAACCAGGUUAUUGCACUUAAUGUGGAGGUUACGAAACUAUCAGAAAAUAAAAGGAAUUUAGAAGACGAACUAAAAGAAUCACAAGCGGAAUUGGAAAUAGGUAGAAAUGAGUUUUUAACUUUAAAAGAAGAUUAUGACAUAGUUGUCCAACAAAAUAAUACUAACAUAGCUUUGAAAAAUCAAGAGAUUGAGACACUUAACGAGAAAUUAUCUAAAAUGUGUCGUGAUGUUGAUGAGUUGACAUCAGAAAGAGAUAAAAUCGCAAAUAAUUUUAGCGUAGAAAAGCAGGUGAUAGAAGGAAAUAUUAAAGAAAAAGAUGAACUAAUUGCAAAGCUCCGAAGCGAACUCGAAACAUUAGUGAAUGAAUCGGAGGAAUUGAAAAAUAAUUCCAACGUCACUAUUGACAACUUGAAAUCCGAGUACGAAAUUUUAAAAAUUGAAAAAGAAGACGUAACAAAGUUAUUGUCUGACAAGCUAGAAAUGCAAAAUAUAACAUUUAACAAUCAAAUAAGUGAAAAAGAUGAGAACAUAGCGAACGCGCACCAAGAGAUUGAAAAUCUGAAAGCUGCAUUAGAUGAUUUGCAGAAAUUGAAUUUAAAAGUGAAUGAAGAAAUGAAAAUAGUCAUAUCAGAGAAAGAUAAAGAAAAGCAGGUUAGGCUACAGUAAUAUACAACGAUAGCUUCGAGUGUGCGUCCAUGGUUUACCAUUUAACAUCUAAUGUGGUGAUGGUGUCAUUCAUUGAUCAUACCAUUGAUAAUGUUAAGUGACUUCUUUGAAUUUAUUUUGAUUCUGUGUUAGUAAUUUCUCAAUUCCUCUGUAACUAUCUUAUU